CGGGGAGGCGGGGGGAGGCGGGAGCCCGGCCGCCUGUGCUCCGGGUCCGCCUCUGACUGCGGCGCGGCGGGGCGAUGUGUGAUUACCAUGGCGAGGAGUCUCUGUCCGGGGGCCUGGCUAAGAAAACCUUAUUACCUCCAGGCUCGCUUCUCUUACGUGCGGAUGAAAUAUCUCUUCUUUUCCUGGCUGGCAGUUUUUAUUGGAAGCUGGAUUAUAUAUGUGCAAUAUUCUACCUACACAGAGCUCUGCAGGGGAAAGGAUUGUAAGAAAAUUAUUUGUGACAAGUAUAAAACUGGUGUAAUUGAUGGGCCUGCGUGCAAUAGCCUUUGUGUUACAGAAACUCUUUAUUUUGGAAAAUGCUUAUCAACCAAGCCCAACAAUCAGAUGUAUUUAGGGAUUUGGGAUAACCUGCCUGGUGUGGUUAAAUGUCAAAUGGAACAAGCUCUUCAUCUUGACUUUGGAACUGAAUUGGAACCAAGAAAAGAAGUAGUUCUAUUUGAUAAACCAACUAGGGGAACAACUGUACAGAAAUUUAAGGAAAUGGUCUAUAGUCUUUUUAAAGCCAAGUUAGGUGAUCAGGGAAACCUCUCUGAACUGGUUAAUCUCAUCUUGACGGUGGCUGAUGGAGACAAAGAUGGCCAGGUUUCCUUGGGAGAAGCAAAGUCAGCCUGGGCCCUUCUCCAAUUAAAUGAGUUUCUUCUUAUGGUAAUACUUCAAGAUAAGGAACACACCCCCAAAUUAAUGGGGUUCUGUGGUGAUCUCUAUGUGAUGGAAAGUGUUGAAUAUACCUCUCUUUAUGGAAUAAGCCUUCCAUGGGUCAUCGAACUUUUUAUUCCAUCUGGAUUCAGAAGAAGCAUGGAUCAGUUGUUCACACCGUCAUGGCCUAGAAAGGCUAAAAUAGCCAUAGGACUUCUAGAAUUUGUGGAAGAUGUUUUCCAUGGCCCAUAUGGAAACUUCCUUAUGUGUGACACUAGUGCCAAAAACCUAGGAUAUAAUGAUAAGUAUGAUUUAAAAAUGGUGGACAUGAGAAAAAUCGUGCCAGAGGCAAACUUGAAGGAACUUAUUAAGGACCGUCACUGUGAGUCUGAUCUGGACUGUGUCUAUGGCACGGAUUGUAGAACUAGCUGUGAUCAGAGUACAAUGAAGUGUACCUCAGAAGUGAUACAGCCAAACUUGGCAAAAGCCUGUCAGUUACUCAAAGACUACCUUCUGCGUGGUGCUCCAAGUGAAAUUCGUGAAGAAUUAGAAAAACAGCUCUAUUCAUGCAUUGCUCUCAAAGUCACAGCGCAUCAAAUGGAAAUGGAACAUUCUUUGAUACUAAAUAACCUAAAAACAUUACUGUGGAAGAAAAUUUCCUACACAAAUGACUCUUAG
Elephantulus edwardii (Cape elephant shrew) is the source of this 1374-nucleotide messenger RNA. It is a transcript of the gene DIPK1A, whose product is annotated as family with sequence similarity 69, member A. The transcript has 5 exons. Lineage: Eukaryota; Metazoa; Chordata; Mammalia; Macroscelidea; Macroscelididae. The record is from RefSeq and is a predicted model, not a curated record. The coding region runs from base 88 to 1374 and encodes 428 amino acids.